Austrofundulus limnaeus is the source of this 4230-nucleotide messenger RNA. It is a transcript of the gene ppp6r2b, whose product is annotated as protein phosphatase 6, regulatory subunit 2b. Gene Ontology annotation, molecular function: protein phosphatase regulator activity; protein phosphatase binding. The record is from RefSeq and is a predicted model, not a curated record. NCBI's taxonomy places the organism in Eukaryota, Metazoa, Chordata, Actinopteri, Cyprinodontiformes, Rivulidae. Gene Ontology annotation, cellular component: nucleus; cytosol.
UCUACCAUGGUCUGCUCAAAUUCUAAAACUGGGACAGCUGGAGGGUUAAUAAUAAAUUAGGUAGUCGCCAUUUUGAUUUCGAAAGCAGGUUUUUCUGUUUUGCUGCCUGACUGCUGUGUGUCCACACGGUGCUGCAGUGGAGCGGCCACCGAGCGGCAGUAAUAAAUGACAUUGCAGCCAGGAACCAGGGGUAGCAUCGUUAAGCUAACAACACAGUAGACUUACUAUGGGCCUCCGGGUGACCUGACAACCGAGGUCGCCGUUUCUCCAGCUCGCAGAUUGUUUAAAAAAAAGAUGGCUCAGAGCUAAGUGUAUGUUUGUGACGGUCGCCAUGUUUUGGAAGUUUGACUUGAACACAUCCUCUCAUCUGGAGACUUUGCUGGACAAAGAGGAUAUCACGCUCAGUGAGCUGCUGGAUGAGGAAGAUGUGCUGCAGGAGUGCAAGGCCCAAAACAGGAGACUGCUUCAGUUCUUGUGCCAGGACCAGAGCAUGCAGGAGCUGGUCCGGCUGAUUACGACAGAGCCCCCUGCUGGUGCUGAUGAGACCAAGCGCUUCAAGUAUUCAAAUACAGCGUGUGAGCUGCUAACGUGUGAUGUGGGAGUGAUCAAUGAUAAGCUGGGUAAUGAUGAGCCUCUGCUGGAAACCCUGUAUGCUUUCCUGGAGCAGCCGUCCCCACUAAACCCUCUGCUGGCAUCUUUCUUUAGCAAGACAAUUGGGAACCUCAUCACACGGAAGACUGAGCAGGUGAUCAGUUUCUUGCAAAGGAAGGAUGAAUUUCUUUCUCUGGUCCUGAAGCAUAUCGAUACAUCGGCCAUGAUGGAUGUGCUUUUGCGCCUUAUCAGCUGCGUGGAGCCUCCGCCGCUUCGACUCGAAACCCUUACUUGGCUGAACGAGCAGAAACUGGCUCAGAGACUCAUAGAGCUCCUUCACCCCGACAGAGACGAAGAGAGGCAGUCAAAUGCAUCUCAGACUUUAUGUGACAUAAUUCGUCUUAGCAGAGACCAGGCCAGUCAGCUACAGGAGAUUUCCCAGCCUGACCCGCUGCUGACUGUGCUGGAGUCGCAGGAGUGUGUGGAGCAGCUGCUGCAGAACAUGUUUUCAGGAGAGAGGACUGAAAGCUGUAUCGUCAGCGGGAUUCAAGUUCUUUUGACUUUGCUGGAAAUUCGGAGGCCCGUGGUGGAUGGUGUGAUGGAUGCUCAGGGGUUUGAGAGAAGCUACACUGUUAACAGCAGUAUUUUGUUGGCUAUUCAGCCACACCUGAUACACUUCCACCAGCUACUUCUGCAGCCGCCCAAGCAAGAUCCCAUGUUGACAACUCUGGGUGUGUUGGAGGAACCACUGGGGAACACACGUCUGCACGUAGCCAGACUAGUGGCCUCUCUGCUUUAUACCAGCUCUGCUAGUCAUGCAGUCGUAGCACAAGAGCUCUGCAAACUCAACACGUUGGACCUGCUUUUGAACUUGUUCUUCAAGUACACAUGGAACAACUUCCUGCACCUCCAAGUGGAGCUCUGUGUGGCCGCCAUCGUCCGUCCUUGUGUCCAUGAAAUGAGGCUGCAGCCUGGAUUUGGAUCCCAGGAAACACCCAAAGCUCAAGACGCAUCACAAGAGGAGAAUGCAAGCGAGGCCCCAACUUUGGAACCUUCAGACACAUCUGAAAACUCUGCACACAACUUACUGGUGACUCAUUUGUUCCAACACUGCCACCUUGUUCAGAGGAUUCUGGAGGCUUGGGAAGGGAAUGAUAGAAUACAGUCAGAAGGAGGCAUGAGAAGAGGGUACAUGGGACAUCUGACCAGGAUUGCCAACACAGUGGUUCACAACCUGGAAAAGGGCCCGGUCCACACCCAAAUAAGUGGCCUCAUCACAGGUACCGAUCAUGUGUGUUUGAAUGUAGAGCUGCCAGAGGACUACAGAGGGCGCUGGGAAACCUUUGUGGAACAGACACUGUCAGAGACGAACAGAAAGAACACCAUAGACCUGGUUAGUACUGGAAACCCUCGGCCUUGCUCAGAAGAUGAUAUGGAGAGCCCCUUCCCUAAAGAACUGACAGUGCAACAGGCCUUUUCAGACUAUCAAAUCCAGCAGAUGACUGCUAACUUUGUGGAUCAGUUUGGCUUUAACGAUGAGGAGUUUACUGAUCGGGAUGACAGCAUCGGUGCAACAUUUGACCGGAUUGCAGAGAUUAAUAUCAACAUCGAUGCUGGUCAGGACAAUGCCAACACAGCUGUAUUUGAGGCCUGUUCCAAGGAGAGGAUUCAGCCUUUUGAUGAUGAUGAAGAGGACAUCUGGGAGGAGAAAGAAAUUACCUAUGCAACACAAACCAAGUCAAGGAACAGGUUUGGUUUACAGUCAUCUCAAAGCCAAGCAGCCAGUAAGUCUUGUGAUAAGACUUCAACUUCCAGUACUGACGUCCCUGAUAAAUCCACAGAGUCCGACUCUGAGGAAGAAGACAAUAAAGAUGAGUUUGAUCCGUUUUCCAGUCAGGAGCAGACGGAAUCAACUGCAGGCACUGGCUGGGUGGCAGAUUUUGGAGAAGUCAACUCAAAGGCUCCUGCUGCUGGAGAGGCCUUUGCUGCUUGGGAGACUCCAGCUUCGCAGCCAGCUUCAGGGGAGGCUGAGGAGAAAGGGUGGGCCAAGUUCACCGACUUUCAGCCUUUCUGUUGCUCUGAAACGGGCCCCAGAUGCAGCUCGCCUGUGGAUUCAGAGCUCAGUGGAUCGGACAACACCAAACUAAACCCAAACCCCUGUGUGUGGAGUGCAUGCGUGGCAAGGAAAGCUCCACUCGUGGCGUCGGACAGCUCGUCCUCCAGCGGCUCUGACAGCGACGAAGAAGAAGGAAAGACGGAGUCUACGUCCAGCGAGAUGGUCACAAAAGAGACGAUCACCACAGGUGCUGGCAAGGAGACGAUCCGGCUCACUGUGGACGCCAAAAACGAGAGGGCGGUCUUCACAAGAGUUUUCCGGCCUGCGUUCAGACGUGAAGCAGAUAAGUUGCCUGUAGAGGGACUGUCCAUUAAAGACAAAGACGAAGAAAGAGAAAAGAAACAUGGAAAUGGUUCCAGCGCUAUCAUCGCUAGUUCAGCUAACCAGUCAACUGCUUUCACACAAGAGAUGCAGUCCUCCACUAACGGACCGGCCUAACGAAGCAGCACAGCCACACGCUUCAUAUCUUUUUCAUUGAACGCACAGCCAUGCCCCCUUUGCUUCCUGUUAGCAGCGCCCCCAAUGCCCCUUUUAUUGUGUCCAAAAAGAUGUAAGUAAGUAGGAGGUCCUCAGUUCUGAGGUCAAACAGUAUUUCUGCUGGAAAACAAAUGUCUAUAAGGGUACUACUGAUGUCUUAGAUGCGCCUUCUUGACAUAAUUGAAACUAAAGUGCUUCAAGAAGAAAUGUAACUUUUCGUUGUGCCAGACAGCUAGAUAUGAACUUUUCAUGACCGGACUUAAAGUCUGCCAUUUCACCUCUCAGUGAAGUCUGACUGAUUUGGAUUUCUUUACUCUUCAGGCAUAAAAUCAAGGCCCAGCUGGUUUUUCUGUCACAGGUUUUGACUGUUUACACCUCAGUAAAGAAAACUGGUUUCAAAUAAUCAGAAGUUUCUCGCUAAGCUGGCUUCUUACGUUAUCGCCACUGUUUUCAGCCUUUUCACACACAGGCAUUUUACUAUUAUGAACAUGAGUGAUGAUUAUUUCUACCGACGUUCUCAGUCAACAACAGUUUUUAUUAGCUUUGAUCAUUGGGAAAGAGAUUCUGCUUUUCAUUCUUUAGAGCAUCAGAUUUUGGGGGAAUCAUGUUUCACAUUAGAAGGGUGUGUGUGUGUGUACCGCUGUGUACAUGUGUUUGUAGAUGUGCUUGUAUGUGUGUGUGUGUGUGUGUGUGUUUUUAGCUCUGAAGUACAGAGUGUAUUCUCAGGUUUAAGGAGGGAUAUGUAGAUACGAAGAAAGCACACCUGUGUAACACACACACACACACACACACACACACACACACAUCCAUACACGCAUAAAAACACACGCAAAAAAAGAAAACAAAAUCUCAAACACACACACGUACACACACAGUAAUGAUGUGCACAUACCAAUUCAAACCACCCUCCGUAAAUGUAAUAUUGUGAAUUUUGAACCUGUAUUAGGUUGUGGCUAUUCUUGGUAAUAUGUAAACGUAAUAUAAAUGUAAACAUUAUAUAUAAACAUUAUAUCUAUUUUUGGAAUAAAUCCAGUGUAUGGAAAGAG